This is a messenger RNA of Lates calcarifer (barramundi perch), 1519 nucleotides long. RefSeq names its product myoblast determination protein 1 homolog. The record is from RefSeq and is a predicted model, not a curated record. Bases 288 to 1085 code for a protein of 265 amino acids. Lineage: Eukaryota; Metazoa; Chordata; Actinopteri; Centropomidae. The transcript has 3 exons. Gene Ontology annotation, molecular function: RNA polymerase II cis-regulatory region sequence-specific DNA binding; protein dimerization activity; DNA-binding transcription factor activity, RNA polymerase II-specific. Gene Ontology annotation, biological process: muscle organ development; positive regulation of myoblast differentiation; regulation of transcription by RNA polymerase II.
CAAAGCCAAGGGAGCUGAAGUUACACAGACUGGCCCUUUAAAAGCACUGUCACUUAUCUGCAGACUGUUUCUACUGUUUUUCAAUCAGGUCAGCUGACUGUGACAGGAGACAGUUAAGAGAGAGAGUUCCUUUCUUUUCCUUUGUCUCUGUAUAAUUUUAUGCUUUUUUUUGUUUGAUAGAUACAACACAUUUUGUGGAGACUUUUACUUUUUUGCUUAUCAAAGGGACUGUUGGAGAAUAUUUCUUCUCCUAUUCAUCUCUCUGAGUGAAUCCUCACUAGAGGCCGAUGGAUCUGUCCGACCUUCCCUUCCCUCUCUCCUCAGUCGAUGAUCUCUAUGAUGAUCCCUGCUUCAGCACCAGUGACAUGAACUUUUUUGAUGACCUGGAUGCUCGGUUGAUGCAUGCCGGCCUGCUGAAGCCAGAUGACCAUCUUCAUCACCAACACCACCAUGUCCCUGAGGAUGAGCACGUCAGGGCCCCCGGGGGCCUCCACCAGGCAGGGCACUGCCUGCUAUGGGCCUGUAAGGCCUGCAAGAGGAAGACGACACAUGCAGACAGAAGAAAAGCAGCAACGAUGAGAGAAAGGCGUCGGCUUAGUAAAGUAAAUGAUGCGUUUGAGACCCUGAAACGCUGCACGGCCUCCAAUCCAAACCAGCGGCUGCCCAAGGUGGAGAUCUUGCGCAAUGCGAUCAGCUACAUCGAGUCCCUGCAGGCGCUGCUGAGGGCCGGCCGGGAUGACAGCUUCUACCCACAGCUGGAGCACUACAGUGGGGACUCAGAUGCCUCCAGCCCCCGCUCCAACUGCUCUGAUGGCACGAUGGAUUUCAUCUCUCCAUGUUCAGCCACAAGUGAAAACAGUGAUGGUUCCUACUGCAGCCAGACAUCAGACGAUUCAAGCGGCACUAAACCAUGCCUCAUUUCCAGUUUGGACUGUUUGUCCAGCAUCGUAGAGCGGAUCAGCACAGACCCAGCCUUGCCACUCCCAGGAGAUAGCGUGGUCCCCCGGGGCCCUGGAUCACCUCACAACAGCCCUGCUGUCUCCAGCCCCUCUGCUGAACCCAACAGUAUCUAUGAGUCACUCUGAACAUGAUGGAGAGAGAAAAACAGACUUAUUCCCUCCAUUCUUCUGGAGAAAAAUGCUGGAGGCCUCAUGAAAAACACAAAUAUUCCUUCUACAGUUGGAGCUGAGAUAUUUUCAUAUUAUCCCUCUAAAUUGGUGACGUUUCAGUCCAGUUUCUUCAGACUGGUGCUUCAGUUUUCAGCUUCCUGAACUAACUAAAGGCUGCUGUGUGUUGGAUGAAUCUCAGCAGAGAAAAAUAUGUAUGAAGAACAAGUAGGAGGACAUUUCUGCUGCAGACAAAACGACCAAGGACCAUUUUGUACAUCUGUAAAUAAGAAUUACUUGUUCAUCACACACUCAAAUACAGACACAAAGGAUGCUGGGAUUGUUGUGUCAUGUGUUUCUAUGUGUUAUUUAUGAGUGAAUUACAUUUUAAUAAAGAAAUAUUUAUAUUCUGA